AUGCGACGUAAAAUAGCUAAACCCCUCCUCCUUACCGCCAGCUUCACCCUCCUCCUAACCUUCGUCUUCUAUCUUGCUCACGACACCGUUCUCUCCAACUCCCGCAUCAUUGGCUGGCAAGCAUAUACAUCUAUCGAUCUCCGCAAAUCCUCCUCCCCCUCUACCUCCUCCUCUCCUCAGUCCUCAGUCACCUCGACUUCGCCCGCCUCAGAGCAAUACGACGACAUCUUCCCACUCGACUUCUACGCGCCUCUCCUCCCCAACCCUUCCCCGCUUACCGAGAUCACAGUCCACUCUUGUCUUCCCAUCGCAUCAUGCUCCCCUAAGACUACACCUGCGGAAGAUGCACUGCUAGGGAAGUGGGUGAAGGUGGAUCGAAGUUUGAGUCCAACUGGACAGUACGGUGCCAGUGCGGGGGGUAUGUUGGGGAAUUUAUUUGGGAGUAUUGAACAACGGUACAUCUUUUAUAGAAGAUCUAGACGGCGAGACGUGCAGAAUGUAGUGGAACUCAAAUUGGUCGAGGAGGGAGAAACACCUCCGACACCAGGCGGCGAUGAAGGGUGGCAUCGCAUCAAAAAGGGUCUGCGUUCGAAGACGGUGAGGUUAAUAAGUGGUGAAAAAGCUCUACAUCUCUACUAUCGUACCGUUUCUCCCGCGCAGAGGCAGGCACAGAGCUCGGGACUGUGGAAGAGGAAGGCAGCAGAGGCAAUUACAGAGCUGGAUCUGGUAUACGGAGAUAACCCACUCUGGCCAGGGUUCGAGUCAGCGGGGUUAGUGAGCCAGGAACAUAGCUCCAUAGGUGCUACUCAAGUCAGCCUCUCCUUUCGUCGGAACCCGAUGAGGAAGCCACCCCUAUCACCGUUGAAGUUCAAGCAAGAUGGGUCAUUUAAAAUCCUCCAACUGGCGGAUUUACACUUUUCCGUCAAUCCAGAACCAUGCAGAGAUUAUAACCCGAAAGAUCCUCGGUGGGCAACUCGCGGAUGUUUGUCAAAGAACGAUACGUUUUCUCUCAUCGACAAUUGGCUCGAUACGGAGAAACCCGACUUGGUGGUGCUUACAGGAGAUCAGCUUAAUGGUCAAGGAACUUCAUGGGACCCUCGUUCGGUGCUAUCCCUCUACACCGCACCACUUAUUGCGCGCAAGAUCCCAUACGCGGUCAUUCUUGGCAACCACGACAGCGAAUCUGGACCGCUGACACGUGGGGAACAGAUGCAGAUCAUCUCCCAAAUGCCGUACUCCUAUAGCCAAGUUGGGCCGGCCAUGGUCACAGGGGAGGGCAAUUAUCUGCUCAAAAUAGAGAGCGGGAGGGAAGAUAGAACCCACGUAGCAAGUCUAUGGUUCAUGGAUACAGGUGCACGGGCAGAGAGGGACAAAUGGAAGCCAUGGACAAAGCCAGGUUAUGGUUAUGUGCAUAAAGAUCAAAUCGAGUGGUUCGAAAAGCAUUACACCGAUAUCAAACAAGUUUUGCUACCUUAUAAGCCGGAUGGGGCGAAGGAUCUUCCACAACAGAACUGGAAGCGAGCGAGACGUGCAUCAGCACGACAACUAUCCGAUGCAACCGGAGAUAGCUCGAGGAGGGAUGUUACAUGGGACGCAGCAGCAGACCAAAAUCAAGCGCUCGCCAGACCACCAUCAAUCGUAUUCAUGCACAUCCCCAUCCCCGAAGCAUUCAAUCCCGUCGAUACCUCCCCUUCACCACUCUCUGUUUCAAACCCAACCAACACCUCCAUCUCCCGCACAACAAUGGCAGUAGGAGAUAGGAAAGAAACAGCAACCUUCGAAGGAGCUCAAUCUCAACCUGGUAUAUUUGACCUUUUUACCCAACUAAACACUCAUGCACUCCCCGACGUAGGAGGGGCCGGAAACAUUGCAGGGGUGAAGUUAGUUGUUCAUGGUCAUAUGCAUCUGAAUUCGGACUGUAGAAGGGUGAAUAAUGUUUGGAUUUGUUUUGGUGGCGGUUCGUCACUUGCUGGAUACGGGAAUGCCAAGGUGGAGCGGAGGGCUAGGGUGAUUGUGUUAGAAGAAUGGGGGAGGAGGAUUAGAACGUAUCAUAGGAUCAGUUCGAAGGAUGCAGGCGAGGCGGGCAAGAGACACGCACACACGCAUGAAAGGUGA
Ustilago hordei is the source of this 2115-nucleotide messenger RNA. RefSeq lists its product as uncharacterized. Gene Ontology annotation, cellular component: cytoplasm. Lineage: Eukaryota; Fungi; Basidiomycota; Ustilaginomycetes; Ustilaginales; Ustilaginaceae. The coding region runs from base 1 to 2115 and encodes 704 amino acids. Gene Ontology annotation, molecular function: phosphoprotein phosphatase activity. The record is from RefSeq and is a predicted model, not a curated record. The transcript has 2 exons.